AUGGAGGAUACAUUUAUUGGCGAUGACACUACACUGUUAGAAUCAGCAUCCCAGCCUGGAGAAAAACCUUCGGUUAAAACAGUUAACAAUGGCAAGGUCUUAAAACCAAGGAAUGAAAACAUAAAGAGACACAGGCUAAUUUUAAGUGAGUACAGAAGGAAAAUUCGCGAUGAAGAGAAAGAUAUCCGAGAACUAAAACAGGCUAUUAAAAUAAUAGAAGAAAAGAAGCUUGAACAUUUGAUGUCGCUAAUAGAGAAAUGGCGUGAAGUGUCCCAGAAGACUUUAUCAUAUAUGCAAUAUUCAACAGUACUAAAGAUCGAUAAAAUGGGUGGAUUCAAAAAAUACAUGGAAAGGGAACUGGAGAAUAAAUUACUAGAGAUCGAAGAUGAAUAUACCAGAUUUGAAGAGGAGAUGGGAAGUUUUCUUGAAUCAGAUGAAUUUGAAAGACUGAGUGAAGAGCAACAAGAAGAAUAUAAGGAUCAAAUAAAUUCUAGAAGAUAUGAUUUGGAAAAAUUAAAAUUACAAAAAGCAAAAGAAAUUGAAAAGGAAUAUGAAAAUGUAGACGACGUUUUCACUCUUCAAGAAUUGACGAAGUUGCUGAAAAUUGACUAUAAACUAAUAUUUCCUCAUUGA
This is a messenger RNA of Nakaseomyces glabratus, 633 nucleotides long. RefSeq names its product Mei5p (gene MEI5). NCBI's taxonomy places the organism in Eukaryota, Fungi, Ascomycota, Saccharomycetes, Saccharomycetales, Saccharomycetaceae. The record is from RefSeq and is a predicted model, not a curated record.